Messenger RNA from Myxocyprinus asiaticus (Chinese sucker), 1738 nucleotides. RefSeq names its product radial spoke head component 4A (gene rsph4a). NCBI's taxonomy places the organism in Eukaryota, Metazoa, Chordata, Actinopteri, Cypriniformes, Catostomidae. Gene Ontology annotation, cellular component: axoneme; radial spoke. The transcript has 7 exons. Gene Ontology annotation, biological process: axoneme assembly; cilium assembly; cilium movement involved in cell motility. The coding region runs from base 49 to 1593 and encodes 514 amino acids. The record is from RefSeq and is a predicted model, not a curated record.
UCGUAAUAUACUGGAUUUCUCCAUAGUUUGUGUCUAAGAUUUACUCAAAUGGAUACACCCGGGGAAUCGAUAAACAAAGAGAGGAUGCAGGCUGCAGCGAACUUUAAAGCUUUCAUGAUGAAAAACAGCACAAAAACAAACCUCAAUCUUUAUGACCACCUUGCACGAUUGUUAAUCAAAAUUAUGGAUGAGCGUCCAGAGAACGCAGUGGAUGUGAUAGAGGACAUGAGUCGUGACCUGAAAGGAAGUAUCCUAAAGGAGAUGCAGGACACUUUGCGUGAUAUUCCGUCCUCAUCUGCAGCUCUGUUACUGGCCGAGCAGCAGAAGACUCUUUUCUCACGUGGGGCAGGUGAUGAUGGGGAUCACGAGGAAGAGCUGGUGGAGUCACCUUUACCGAAUGUUGCAGAACUUGCAUUCUUCUUUGAACAAGCUGGUGUGGGACUAGGGAGAGAGGAGAUGCACAGAGUCUUUCUGGCCUUGAAACAGCUGGUGGACACACAACGUCUCCAGCACUGUCGAUUCUGGGGGAAAAUCCUGGGCACGCAAAGCAACUACCUCGUGGCUGAGGGGGAAUUCAGAGAGGGGGAAGGGGAGGAAGAGGAGGUGACAGAAGAGACACGUGAGGAUGAGGAAAGAGAGGAAGAGGCACAGGAGGAAAAGAAUGAACCACCCCCCAAAUCAACAUACAAGCCACCCCCACCUGUACCAAGGGAAGAAAACCACACUGGUGUGAACAAAUUCACUUAUUUUGUGUGCCAGGAGCCAGGCAUGCCCUGGGUCAGACUGCCGUUAGUCACCCCCGCUCAGAUCACAGUAGCACGGCAGAUCCGCAAGAUCUUCACAGGCAGACUUGAUGCUCCUGUUGUAAGUUAUCCCCCCUUUCCCGGCAAUGAGGCCAACUACCUGCGUGCCCAGAUUGCACGCAUUUCAGCAGGCACGCAUGUCAGCCCUAUGGGAUUCUACCAGUUUGGGGAGGAUGAAGGCGAGGAUGAAGAACUGAGAGACAGCUUUGAGGAGAACCCUGACUUUGAGGGCAUCCAUGUAAACGAGAUGGCAGAGUCACUGAAUUUAUGGGUCCAUCAUGUACAGCAUAUACUUACGCAGGGCCGCUGUGUGUGGGUAAACUUAACUAAGAAGUCUACGGAUGACUUGGAUGAGGAUGCUGAGGAGGAAGAGGGGGAGGAAGAACCUGAUGAACCAGAGCCUGAGGUUGGACCUCCUCUUCUCACACCACUGUCCGAGGAUGAAAAGAUUAAUGACACCCCACCUUGGAGCUCCAUGAUAUCCUCAAACCUCAUUCCUCAGUUUUCCAUUGCUGUGCUACGCUCCAACCUCUGGCCGGGAGCUUAUGCUUAUGCGAGUGGCAAGAAGUUUGGCAACAUAUACAUUGGUUGGGGGUUGAAAUAUAUUGGGGAGGGCUACACCCCACCCAUGCUUUCACCACCCCAGAGUGAGUAUCCCAGUGGCCCAGAAAUCACAGAAGCCCUGGACCCCAGUGUAGAGGAAGAGCAGGCUUUGAAAGAAGCCCUGGAGGAGACGACAGCUGCCCUGGAGGAGACAGAGGGACUGGAAGAAGAUGAAGAAGAUGAUUAAAAUGAAAGAAUUACUGUGCAAUGCACAUUCUUAAAGUUUUAUAUUUACAAUUAAUUUAAAUUGAUAAUAUUAAUUUUUGGGUGAACUAUUUCAUCAUUUACUCACCCUCAUGCCAUUCCAGAUGUGUAUGAUUUUUAGAAGAAUA